Molecule: messenger RNA, 2287 nt
Organism: Cuscuta epithymum
Lineage: Eukaryota; Viridiplantae; Streptophyta; Magnoliopsida; Solanales; Convolvulaceae
Source: the annotation of a GenBank genome assembly
UCUCUGUGUGUGUGAGCUCCAGUCUGUAUCAGGAAACUGAGGAAAGCGUGAAUGCUUCAUUGCUUUUUGAUCCAGAUGAUUGAAGCUAAACCAAAUGCACAAUGCAUGCUGCUCCUACCAUUUUCUCUCCCCCUUUUUGGUGGUUAGAAUGCUUAAGUUUUCUUUUUCAAUCCCCUCUGGUUCUUGUAAGAAUUUCAGACACCCAGAAACACUUCCCCCAGAUCUAGCAUCUUAUCUGGAAGAAUUACCCAAUCAUGCCACACCUAAAAAAGUAGAAAAAGAUUAGAUUAUUACCAUUAAAAUCCUAGCAUACCACUGUUCUAUCUCUGUUUCUUUUCUUUUCUUUAAGAAAAAAGGAAAGAAAUUGUUUUUAGCUAUUUUCAGUACAGCCCCACUGCUUAUAGCUGAAGAGCAAAUGACCAUGAAAGUGACCCAGAAAGAUAAAGAUUCAGAGAAAUCAUUGUGGGAACAGAUGAGAAGCGCUUCAGGCGCGUCUGUCACAGUUUCCACUUCCCAAAGUCGGGUCUUGCCCAAAUUUAUGGUCUGGCUCGUCCUCUUAGUCUCCGUCACCUACGUAAUCUACACCUUAAAGCUUCUUUCCUCCUCCGCCUCCGGGGCCUGCAACGACGACGUUUUCGUCAUCCGGCGCGACGGGCUCCUCCCUGCCCAGCCUGAAAUCAACUCAUCCGCGGCAGGGUCCGCAUUGGACGAACCGGCCCGACCGGUUCCAGAGAAAACGGGCCUGGAGCAUGUGGUUUUCGGCAUUGCGGCGUCGGCGAAGCUGUGGGAUUCGAGGAAGAAUUACAUAAAGCUGUGGUGGAAGCCGGGGAAGAAAAUGAGGGGGGUGGUCUGGCUGGAUAAGCCGGUGAAUAUGUCGGAAAGGGAGAAUGCGUCCCUCCCGGAGUUGAGAAUCUCCGGGAACACCUCCCAUUUCGCCUACAACAACCAGCAGGGCCACCGGUCGGCCAUCAGAAUUUCAAGAAUCGUGUCGGAGACGCUCCGGCUGGGAAUGGGUGACGUCCGGUGGUUCGUGAUGGGGGAUGACGACACCGUUUUCAUAACGGAUAAUUUGUUGAGGGUUCUCAACAAAUAUGAUCACAACCACUUCUAUUACAUUGGGAGUUUGAGUGAGAGCCAUUUGCAGAACAUCUACUUCUCUUACAGUAUGGCUUUUGGCGGUGGUGGUUUUGCUAUUAGCUACCCUUUAGCUCAGGCUCUUGAGAAAAUGCAAGAUAGGUGCAUUCAGAGAUACCCUUGGCUUUAUGGCUCUGAUGAUAGAAUGCAGGCUUGUAUGGCCGAACUCGGAGUUCCCCUAACCAAAGAAGUCGGUUUCCACCAGUUUGAUGUAUACGGGGACUUGUUCGGGCUGCUAUCUGCACACCCUGUGUCACCAUUGGUUUCUUUACACCAUCUUGAUGUGGUUGAACCAAUAUUUCCCAAUGUGACUCGACUCGAAGCCCUUCGACGGUUAAUGGUUCCAAUGAGGCUUGAUUCAGCCAGUUUGGUUCAGCAGUCCAUUUGCUAUGACAAGAGUAAGAGCUGGACAGUUUCAGUGUCCUGGGGCUUUGCGGUCCAAAUCUUUCGUGGAGUGAUGUCACCACGCGAGGUUGAAAUGCCGUCGAGAACAUUCUUGAAUUGGUACAGAAGAGCAGAUUACACAGCCUAUUCUUUCAAUACAAGGCCAGUCAUGAGGAACCAUUGCCAGAAGUCUUUUGUUUUCUAUUUCUCAAGUGCAGAAAUGGACUCUUUUGCCAAUGAAACAGUGAGCAAGUAUAUUCACCAUCCUCUCCCCCGUCCUCCUUGCCGAUGGAAAAUGGCAAAUCCUGAAGAAAUUCAGAGGGUUGAGGUUUAUAUGAAGCCUGAUCCACAUUUAUGGGACAGGUCUCCGAGGAGGAACUGUUGCAGGGUGUUACACUCAGGUAAGAAAAGUAUGGUGGUCAAUGUGGGGGCGUGUAGGGAUGGUGAGGUCAGUGAAGUAUGAUAUGAUCCGUCUUGCAAUAAUUCUGUGAACCGCCUCGGCCUCCCGACUCCCGCCUCCCGCCGCCUGGGCGCUCCAUGACCGUCACUGUUCUUGAACCGUCAUCGUUCCCGUGAUCCCGUCUGCAUUUCUUCAUUUGUUAAGCCUCUCUGUGAAAUUUUCCUGGGUAAUUAAUUUGCCAAGCUAAUUCCAUGCCACCAGGGGCGGGAGGUCUUCUGGUAGAAAUUUUAUUAGCUGUGUUAUUAAUAUUUAAUUACUGUAUACAUACAUUGUUCAUAUAUAUACAUAAAUGCAUAUUUUGGUUACUGC